This is a messenger RNA of Coffea eugenioides, 378 nucleotides long. Its product is annotated as UDP-N-acetylglucosamine transferase subunit ALG14-like. NCBI's taxonomy places the organism in Eukaryota, Viridiplantae, Streptophyta, Magnoliopsida, Gentianales, Rubiaceae. Gene Ontology annotation, cellular component: UDP-N-acetylglucosamine transferase complex. The record is from RefSeq and is a predicted model, not a curated record. The transcript has 4 exons. The coding region runs from base 1 to 378 and encodes 125 amino acids. Gene Ontology annotation, biological process: dolichol-linked oligosaccharide biosynthetic process.
AUGAGCCUUCAAAAGGCACAAGUUCUUGAAAAAUCUUGGCUCAAUGAGGGAGGAGUUGAAGAGGUUGGAUCUGCUAAAUUCAUGCAGAUAUACCGAAGCCGAGAGGUCGGUCAAUCAUAUAUAACCUCUGUUGGAACCACCUUAAUCGCUUUGGCUCAUGCAUUUUGGCUAAUGAUAAAGAUCAGACCUCAUGUGAUUUUGUGCAAUGGACCUAGAACUUGUAUACCUCUUUGUGCAAUUGCUUUCAUCUUCAAGAUUCUUGGAAUUAGAUGGUCAUAUAUAUUCUAUGUUGAAAGCAUUGCAAGAGUGAGGAGGCUUUCUUUGAGCGCAUUGCUUCUUUACAAACUACGCAUGGCUGAUCAGUUGUUUGUGCAGUGA